AUGAAAUACACAGACAUUGAGCAUAUCCCCAGGAUCGUUGAAUCGCUUCGAGAAACGUUCAACUCGGGUAUUACCAAGGACAAGGAGUACAGAAAACAGCAGUUGAAACAGCUCAAGUUAUUUUUGCAAACACAUGAACAUGAGCUAUAUGAUACUGUCUAUAAGGACCUUCAUAAACAUCCACUGGAAACCAUGUCGGGCGAGAUAGCGCCUAUUCUUGGCGACAUAGAUUUUAUGCUAAAGAACCUUGAUAAAUUAUGUCAACCCGUUAGCGUAAAGGCUCACUAUAAGAUGAAUAUGUUGGACAAGAAUAUGAUCAGAAAAGAGCCUAAAGGUGUCGUACUUAUUAUUGGUCCUUGGAAUUAUCCAGUACAUCUUCCACUACUUCCCGUUGUUGGCGCUAUUGCAGCAGGAAACUGUAUUGUAUUAAAGCCUUCCGAGCUAUCUCAACAUACCUCGCAGUUCCUUGCUGAGCACUUGCCCAAUUAUCUUGACGAUAGAUCAUUCCGUAUCGUCACGGGUGGUGUUGACGAAACCAAAGUGGUAUUGGACCAAAAGUUCGAUCAUAUCUUUUUUACUGGAAAUGGAGUGGUUGGCAAAAUAGUCAUGAUGCAAGCUUGCAAACAUCUUACACCAGUUACUUUGGAACUUGGAGGCAAAUCGCCUGCUGUUAUUGCACCAGAUGCCAAUUUAUCGGUCGCAGUAAACCGUAUCCUGUUUGGAAAGCUCUAUAACGGAGGACAGACGUGUGUUGCUCCAGACUACGUCAUGAUCCAAAAGCAAGAUGUAGAUCAGUUUGUCGAUAUAUGUCGCCAAGUCAUUCGCGAGCGAUAUGGAAAUGAUCCUCAGCAGUCAGAUUCCUAUGGACGCAUGAUUGGUGAAAAACGAUUUCAUGCACUCAAGGAGAUCUUGGAUUCGGUAAAUCCUCAAAAGGUGUUGAUUGGCGGCCAAACAGAUCAGAAAGACUUGUACAUUGCUCCUACGGUUGUGAGCCCCGUAGAUGCUCAUGAUCCUAUGUUGAUGGAACAGGAGAUAUUUGGUCCCAUCUUACCCGUUGUCCCGGUUGAAGAUAUGGAUGAAGCCAUUCGAAUCAUCCAGACAAAAGAUUCUCCUCUUGUAGUUUACUUGUUUACAGAAGAUAAAACAACAAGAAACAAAUUCAUGGAUAACACCAAAUCAGGUGCUGUGUUAGUCAAUGAUACAUUGAUGCACGUCUUGGAAAGUUCAUUGCCUUUUGGCGGUGUAGGCGGCAGUGGUAUGGGCUCUUAUCAUGGUAUCAAGUCUUUUGAUACCUUUAGUUACGAGCGCUCUCUCAUGAUUAAAUCCUCUGGCCUUGAAAUGGUCAUGAAAGCUCGUUAUCCGCCUUACAAUGAUGAUAAGAAGCUCAUGUUUGCUUUACUCACUUUAGGAUUGCCAGAUACCAUCACUGAAAAAGUAAAGUUUAUUUUCAAAGUAUGUGGAUCAACCUAUCGUGUUCUCUUUUCAAAGCCUACCAAACAGUAG
Rhizopus microsporus ATCC 52813 is the source of this 1503-nucleotide messenger RNA. RefSeq names its product aldehyde dehydrogenase. Gene Ontology annotation, cellular component: cytoplasm. NCBI's taxonomy places the organism in Eukaryota, Fungi, Mucoromycota, Mucoromycetes, Mucorales, Rhizopodaceae. The coding region runs from base 1 to 1503 and encodes 500 amino acids. Gene Ontology annotation, biological process: aldehyde metabolic process. The transcript is spliced from 10 exons. Gene Ontology annotation, molecular function: aldehyde dehydrogenase (NAD+) activity. The record is from RefSeq and is a predicted model, not a curated record.